Molecule: messenger RNA, 1932 nt
Organism: Ixodes scapularis (black-legged tick)
Lineage: Eukaryota; Metazoa; Arthropoda; Arachnida; Ixodida; Ixodidae
Product: suppressor of lurcher protein 1
Exons: 13
Coding region: 1-1932 (643 amino acids)
Cellular component (GO): plasma membrane
Source: RefSeq, a predicted model, not a curated record
AUGCUAGCUCAUCUCCAAGGAUGCUCUCCCACGAAGCAGAUGGCUGGACUGCUCCUGAUGCUGAUGAUGCUGCAGGGACCCUCUCUCAUUCUUGUCAACGCCGUCAACCCAGGUUGUAGGUGCGUGGUGUUCGACAGCAUGUACGGCAAGGAGCACGGCAUCUUCACGUCGCCCAACUGGCCCACGCCAUACGAGGCCAACAUGGACUGCCUUUUGUACACCUUCAUCGGGGGACCUGACGACAUCGUCGAGCUCACUUUCGACGAGUUCGACGUUCAGAAAAUGAGCUUUGAGUGCCUAUACGGAGACUUUGUGAGACUGUUCCUCCACCUGAACGAGACCGGCGUGGACGCUUCUAGUGGGUGGAACUCUCUCCUGUGCGGAAAGGAGGCGGACAUUGAACAGGUUCACUACUCUUCGGGACGGACGCUGGUCUUCGAAUUUCACACGGACUGGCGGCAUGGAGACAAUACGGGAUUCCGAGGAACCUACCGAUUCGUCGGCCGGAAAAACUUCGAGGUGGACGGUGUGCUGCUACCGGGCACGUCUUGCGACUACGACUUCGAGAGCGGAAACCGCACCGAAACCCACGGACACUUCUACUCGCCUCUGUACCCGUCCACGUACCCGAAGAACGUGCGCUGCGCGUACAGCUUCAUCGCGCGCUUCAACGAGCGGGUGCGGCUCACAUUCGAGAAGAUUCGACUCCAGCAGGGUGACUUCAGCUGUCUCAACAGCCCCGACAUGAUCGUAGUGCACGACGGCAAAGACAAGCUCGCUCGGGUCAUCGGUCAGUUUUGUAACACGAACUACUACGUCGAGCUGCUUUCAACGGGACCGGACAUGUACGUGGAGUUCAUCAGCAGGAGUCACUUUCCUGGUCAAGGAUUCAAGGCUUCCUACCAUUUCGAAGAGGAGCUACAUUACGCCCUGGGAGCACCUUCGACAGAACUUCUCCAGGCGUGGCUUUCUAGAUGUGCUUCAACGUCAUCACCAUGGUCUUCGAUUUCCGAGUCAGAAGUGAGCCUUCAAAGCACAGAUGAGGUGUCAAGCACGACACCUAACCCAGGAUCGAGCUGCGACCAGCUGUUCAGCAGCUCAGCUGGGCGGAACGGGAGCUUCGUGAGCCCCGGCUAUCCGGACGGCUAUCCCCCGGACACUCGCUGCACGUACCACUUCAGCGGCGAGGGCAUCGAGAGAGCGCAGAUCAUCUUCUUGGACUUUGACCUGUUCCGUCCCGAGGAAUCGUACCACACGUGUGACGGAGCCGACGUCGUGAUGGUGUUCAUCUCGAUCAACGGUCAGCGGGACCGCGUGGACAACUUCUGCGGCCAGGACUUGCCGAACCAAGUGAUGUCGACAGGCCGAAACCUCACGCUUGAGUUUCGAUCGCACCACUACGCGGGCAACGUCACCGUACGGGGAUUCCGAGCUCUUUACCAGUUCGUCACAAAUUUCGGCAUUACAACGGGAAGGCAGGACACGACGAUGGCCUGCGGCUUCGCCUUCAACAGCAGCGACUCGUCCAACGGAACGUUCACGUCACCCAACUGGCCGGGCGUCUACCCGAGAGACACCGAGUGCCAUUACUUCUUCCAUGGCCUGCCCGGGGAGAAGGUGUUCGUCGAGUUUGCCUACUUCGACAUCGAGGGCCUGCCGCCUUGCACGGCGGAAACGGCGAGCGACUACAUCGAGUUUUCCAAUUUCCACACCGCGGAUCGCAAAAUCCCGCGCCACUGCGGCAUGCAGAAACCUUCGAAUGUCGAGUCCGAGGGAGAUUUCUUCAGGGUGACCUUCAAGACCAACGACCGUUUCGACGGCACUGGCUUCUCAGCGCAGUACCAAUUCAGGAGCAUCGUGGACCCCUUUACCAUCAAGCGGUACCGAGGCAGCUCGGCCCAUCUACGGGGUAAGUACAAGGAUAAAGAAUAA